This is a messenger RNA of Spizellomyces punctatus DAOM BR117, 1606 nucleotides long. RefSeq names its product asparagine-tRNA ligase. The record is from RefSeq and is a predicted model, not a curated record. The annotation marks the transcript as partial. Lineage: Eukaryota; Fungi; Chytridiomycota; Chytridiomycetes; Spizellomycetales; Spizellomycetaceae. The transcript has 4 exons. Gene Ontology annotation, molecular function: nucleic acid binding; asparagine-tRNA ligase activity; ATP binding. Gene Ontology annotation, cellular component: mitochondrion. Gene Ontology annotation, biological process: asparaginyl-tRNA aminoacylation.
AAAUGUUAGGACGACGAUGCCUUGAUCAGUCGGCCUUUUGUCGCCAAUUCAGAAAGAUAUCAACAUCGAAAUACAAGUUUCCAAAUGAUACUAUUGUGGAUAUCUUAAAAAAGCCAGUGAACUCGACCGCAAGCGCUAAUGGAUGGGUGCGUUCAGUCCGUUUGCAAAAGAACCUGGCCUUCGUGGAGAUCAAUGACGGAUCGACAGGGAGGGGACUUCAAGCUGUAUUAAAGCCGGAAAUGGCUAAAGACUUGCAUACAGGUGCUAGUGUUUGCUUGACAGGUCAGCUCGUGUUGAGUCCAGGAAAAGAGCAGAGCAAAGAGUUGAAAGUGUCAGAUUGUAGAGUUUACGGUUUAGCAAAUCCGGAGGUGUAUCCUCUCCACAAAGCGAGAGUAUCUUUUGACUACUUGCGAGAGCAUGGGCAUUUUCGGUCGCGGAGUAAAACUUUUGGAGCGAUAUGGAGGAUACGAAACACUGCAAUAUUGGGUCUACAGCACUUCUUUCAAUCUCACCGAUUCGUGCAAGCUCAUACCCCAAUUCUGACGUCCAAUGAUUGUGAAGGGGCGGGCGAGGUGUUUCGCGUAGUGAGCAACGAGUCUCUGAAAGCGUAUAUCAAAGAACGACAAGCUCACGACUCUAGCCCAUUUGAAAAGUCAUUGCCCAUGCCCAGUAGAGAACAGGUGGCUCCUGGACCAUCCGAAUUUUUUAACCAUGCUGUAUAUUUAACGGUGUCAGGACAACUGCAUGCAGAGAUGUUGGCUUCAGCAAUGUCCCGAGUGUAUACCCUUGGCCCCACUUUCCGCGCAGAACCUUCCCUUUCAAGUCGCCAUCUAGCAGAGUUUUGGAUGUUGGAGGCAGAAAUGGCUUUCAUCACGCAAAUUGGGGAACUGCUUGAUUUUAUUGAAGCAUGCAUAAGAGAGACCACUGCUUUCGUAUUGGAGCACAGCGAGGAAGAUAUAGCCUUCUGUUCAAAGUGGGUGGAUAAGGAGCUACCAAGCCGACUUGCAGGCUUGACGUCAAGUCAACCGUUUGCGCGGAUAACAUACGGUGAGGCGGUUGAGAUUCUUUCAAAGGUGAAUCGCGCAUGGGAAUAUCCUGUCCAGUGGGGGUUGGCUCUGCAGAGCGAACACGAGCGCUAUUUGGCGGAAGAGCACAUCAAAGGGCCUGUCUUUGUUACAGACUACCCAAAGUGUGUCAAGCCAUUUUACAUGCGGGUGUCGGCUAUUGGUGAAAGAUCUGCAGACACGCAGGAGACAGUCGCUUGUGUGGACCUGCUAGUUCCGAAGAUCGGCGAAUUGGUAGGUGGAAGCCUAAGGGAAGAUAACCCGGAUAUUUUGGAACAGAGCAUGAGACAUGCUGGUCUAGAUGUAGAGGAAUACGGAUGGUAUUUAGAUCUGAGGCGAUUCGGGUCAGUACCUCACGGUGGGUUCGGGCUCGGAUUCGAGAGGUACCUAGCAUAUAUCACGGGCAUGGCGAACAUACGAGACCUGAUUUUAGUACCACGAUGGCUGGGACACUGUAGAUAUUGAACAUCUAUUUAAAUACAAUAGUAUAGCAUCUCCCCCGCACCCUAGGGUAGCAACUCCAUGAACUACCGAUGUUUAAC